GGAAUAUAUAUACAGAAAAUUGAGUUUUGUUGGGGGGAGGAAACUCUCUGUUGCUCUUAUGUGCAGAGACUGAAUUGCUGCUCCGCCGCUCUCACUUUGUACAAAAGAGCAGCAAAUAAGAGCAGCGUGCGACAUAAGCGCCAUCCUGACAGGAAUCUCUUGCAGCCCAAGCGCCUCCCUCCCAUUGGCUCAAUCAGUUGCAAUGGACCGACGCGGCGCUCCGGUAUAAUAACUCUCAGGCUGCUGCUGCUGCUACUGGCACUAGCGGAGGCGGCCACACAUGUGCCUGACGUCCCUCGCAUCACUUUCCAUGGAGUGCUACUACAUUGUCAUCAGCUCUUCCCACCUCAGCAACGGCCACUUCAGGAACAUCAAGGGAGUGUUCAGGGGGCCGCUCACUCACUCCACAACUCUGGACUGUGCAGAAAAGGAAACUACGAGAUCAAAAACACUCAAGGAUCUUAAAGCCAACUUCUAUUGUGACCUUUGUGACAAGCAAUACCACAAGCAUCAGGAAUUUGACAACCACAUCAAUUCAUAUGAUCAUGCACACAAGCAGAGGCUCAAGGAGCUAAAACAGAGGGAAUUUGCCCGAAAUGUGGCAUCCAAAUUGCGGAAACAUGAGAGAAAACAGAAAAAGUAUCUGCACCAGCUACACAGUGCGGCGCAUCUCAAGAGAGAAGCAACUUGUGCCCCAGGAAGUGGCCCCAUGUUCAAGUCAACAACUGUUAGCAUCCAAAACCACAUACAUGGAGAUAUUCAAGAUGACCUUGUCCAGUCUGAAGGUCAUUGUUUUAAAAGCAUCCAUGAAAAAACAAGUGUAAUGCCUAUGAUUUUGGCAGAAAAUUCCAAGCAACACUUUGAUCGCCAGACUAAAAAAGGGCACAAAUUUAGUUUCUCUUUUGCUUUUCCUAAAAAGGCACAAAUAAAACUGGAAUCAUCUGCUGCUGUUUUUUAUGAAUUCAAUGAUGACAUUUCUGCUGAACGUCGUUUAAAAAGGAGAAGCAGAUUUGUCCCUGAGUCUUUCACUGCUCUGUCGGCUUUGCCAGCUGAUGUACUCCAAUGCCCAAGCAAUACUCAACAAUCCAUAGCCGUUUCUCUAAAUCAUUCUUUGGACAACAAGCAUGAAAUUGAACCCACACUUUCUAAACUGCAGUCUGCACUGGCAGCAGAAGUGUUUCUCUUCCCAAGCAGUGACCAACAUGCAACAACGGGUUUAUCAAAACAAACCUCAAACAAAGUGUGUUGCUUGCAGGACCAGAACCUGAAACAGAUGCUUACGUCAGUAGUAAAUGUAUUCCCAGACCCAGAUAUUUGCCAUAUAAAAGUGCCUCAAUAUAGUGGAGUCUCCGGGGCUGCAGCAACAAUGACUUGUUCUAAACUAACAACAUGUAUGCAAGAAGUUGUUAAGGAUACGUUUGCUGUGAUAGACAUCAAAUCUAGGACAACUGACUCAGAGGUCACCAUUCAAGAAACUCAUUAUGAUGAGUCUGCUGUUCCAAACAAAGCACAACAAAAUGAAAACACUGCAGUAAAUCAAUCUGAAAACAGGCAUCAAGAAAACAAAAAUGUGUCACAUUUUGUUUCCCCGUCAAGUGAUAACAUGACUAAUUCAAAUGAACAAAGAAAGGAUGGCUCAUUUAAAAGACCAAGCCAUGCUUUUUUUCCUGUGCAAAGUAAAGAUGGUUCGACGGUUCUUCAAUGGCCUUCUGAAAUGUUAAUGCACACAUGCACAGAACCCUCCAUCUCUUACAGCUGCAACCCACUCUACUUUGAUUUCAGAGCGUCAAAAUACAAGGUAGAACAGAAGAACAUUAAGAAUGUACAAAGAACUCACCCAUGUAAUCUGCUGUGUCCAACUUGGAAAAAAAUUACCAAUAAAAGUUUCAAUACCAAAUUUAAUAGAAAUUCCAUUUCACGUGAACCAGAAGGGAAUAUGAAAAGAUAUAAAGUCAUUUGUUUUGUCAAUGGAAAUAAAAAACAUAUUUCCAGCAGUUACCUAGACAAAAUAUAUCAUCUGGAUACGAAGUGCAACAGAAACAAGACAGAAAAAUGCAAAAAACACGAUCAUAAGUGCAAAAUGAGGCAAUAUAGGUGCAAACAUGAUUCCCAAGAGAAAUCAGGCAGGUCAUUGAAAUGUAAAUAUAGGCACAGGUGGUCUAUGAACAAUCAUGGAGUCAAUAUUUGUAAUAGUUUGAGUACUCGAUAUGUAGAUUUGAAAGGGUCUCCUGGUUCAAUAGAUGAUCGAAUACCUUUUAGGCAUAUGCCAGAAACUGAGGGUACCACCACUGACAGAUCACCAGCAUUACAGAUGAAGCCACAAUGUAGACUUCUUAACAGAAAAGCAGAAUUUGAAAACCUCUCACAAAACAAUAUGGCAUCUCUACGCUACCAGUUGGGGAUGGCACCAAUAAAACAUGGUUGUGAAAAUGUGAUAUAUUCAUGUAAAAUUUCUAACCUAAAAACAAAUAAAGCAAGCUCAAGUCAUCAAAAAGCUGAUACCCAACGUAGAUUGACUUUAAAAAGAAAACACAGCUCUUUUAUAGAUGAACCCAAAAUACAAUGUAAAAAGCACAGACUGUGGAAACCCUUCUCUUUAUCCAUUCAACAAAUCACUUUCUCUGAGCAAAAUUACUUUGUAUUAUGGAAGGCUAUACAUAGAAAACUGGUGGGCAAGAUCAAAGGAGAUAUCAGUGCUAAUGGAACCCUAUGCAGAUCUUUUGAGCAUAAGUUUCCAAAAUACACAAAUGGAAAAUUAGAGACUUACCACAAGUGGCAAAAAAUGUCAUUCAAGUCAGCAAAGUGCCUCAACAACAUAAAUAAAAGCAAAGAAAAUACGGCAGCCCAACUAUGGGAUGGUCUCCCGGCGAUCAGUGACAAUAAAGCUCAAUGCUUAUUGGCUGUUCACAUUGCUGAUCUUGUCACAAAACAUGAAAUCACUUCAAAACAAAGAAUAUCUGAGGCUCCAAAUGACCCCUGUGCAAAACAAGGUAAUUCCCACGGCAGCAAUACUGCACAAGAGCAACAGUCACUGUCACCAAACAGAAGAACAGGGAAGGAGCCCGGUUCAAGCAGGAGCUGUAUGAAAUGUGCUGCACUAGAGUUCACAAAGCAGGCAUACCAUUCUAAGAAAAUACCCAAUGACUAUCAGUCAUAUCACACAGGGCAGUUCCGACCCCAUGUCAGCUUACCCCAUGCCAAAAGCUUCCCUUUACAUCCUUAUACUAAAAAACAUUAUCCAUGUGCAGGAUACAGACAUAAACUGCAGCCCUGUGUUUUUCCAGGUAAACUCAAAAUUGUAUUUCCUUCGACAGCCGCUCAGUCUUGUUCAUCGUUAUAUCCUGUUUUGUAUGAACAGCCAUUUUGCUCUACCACAUCAACCAUGGUACAACGCACUUUCACACACCAUCACGUUACUGUCCUUUCUGCAGCUUGUUUUGCAGCCGCUUCCACUGACAACAGAGCCAGUGUGGAUUUUCCACAUCAAUUUCUCUCUCAGGCCUAUUCAAGAGUUCCGUUAUACCAAGUUACAGGACAGGCUAGACUAUGUCCUGUGGACCAUGUUUUCUCUUUACCACAAGCACCGGUUGUGCCCACACCAAUCCACCACUGUUUGCCUUUGCCCUUUCCUCCUAUUUCUCACACUACUGUGUUGCCUCCUCUUCAUAUACCACAACCCUCUCUUAUUCCUCUGCAGUCUAUUUUUUAAUUGUCAGUUGUUUGAUCCUGUGAAACAUUUGAAAAUGUAAUUUUGUUGCAGCUACAGACAAAUGUUAAUUGCUCCCAUCCCUUAGGCUGUUUUUAGAAUCAUGUACUAAAUGACAUCAGCACUGCAUAUAUAUAUAUAUAUAAUACACAAAAGCCAUGAAUAUCUUGUAAAUUAUAUCCUUA
Xenopus laevis (African clawed frog) is the source of this 3891-nucleotide messenger RNA. RefSeq names its product zinc finger protein 804A-like (gene znf804a.S). NCBI's taxonomy places the organism in Eukaryota, Metazoa, Chordata, Amphibia, Anura, Pipidae. The transcript is spliced from 4 exons. The record is from RefSeq and is a predicted model, not a curated record. The coding region runs from base 281 to 3709 and encodes 1142 amino acids.